AUGGGACACGAUGCUUUCAUGGAGCCCUUUAGCAACUCAUUUUGUGAGUUACAGUGCAAAAUAUAUUUUCUGCUUUUAGGUAUUUGUUCUGCACUGAAGUUGACAGUACCCUCACAUACUAUCCAGGGCAUUGAGGGGAAGCCACUCAAUCUUGCUGUUGACUACAAUUUCAACAUCACAGCUUCAGAAAUCCAAAUAAUAUGGCUGUUCGAAGGACCUCCAACUACGCUUAAAUAUUUACUUAGCUCUGUAAAUCAGUCAGUAGUUCCAGAUUUGGAAUAUCAGCAAAAGUUUACCCUCAUACCACCAAAUGCAUCUUUGAUGAUCAAUCCUCUACAUAUUAGCGAUGAAGGCAAUUACAUUGUGAAAGUCAAUGUUCGCGGAAAUGAGACAAUAGCAGCCAGUCAAAAAAUUCAAGUAGCUGUUGAUGUUCCUGUCACAGAGCCAAUUGUACAUACCCAACCUUCUUCAGGGGCAGUGGAGUAUGUGGGGAACAUUACACUAACAUGUACUGUGAGAAAAGGGACAAGGGUAGCUUACCAGUGGAUGAAAAAUGGGAAACCUAUCCAUGCCAGCCCUAGUUACACCUUUUCCUCAAACAAUGACACACUUUUGAUUGUUCCCGUUGUGAAAGAAGACAUUGGAAAUUACAGUUGUUUGGCAACCAACCCUGUCAGUGUGAUGGAAAGUGAGAUAAUUACACCAAUUAUAUAUUAUGGGCCUUAUGGACUUACAGUUAAUUCAGAUAAAGGCCUGAAAGUCGGAGAGGUGUUUACGGUUGAUGUAGGAGAAGAUAUUCUUUUUGAUUGCUCAGCAGAUUCCAAUCCACCAAAUACUUAUUCAUGGAUUCAAAGGGCUGAUAAUGCCACCUAUGUUAUCAAAUAUGGCCCCCAUCUGGAAAUUCCAUCGGGUAAAGUGACCCAGAGGACAAUAGAUUAUAUGUGCUGUGCUUACAAUAACGUGACUGGGAAACGAGAUGAAACUCAUUUUACAGUGAUAAUUACUUCUGUGGGACUUGAGAAGCUUGCUCAGAAAGGGAAGUCUUUGUCGUCUCUAGCAGUAAUAACUGGAAUUUCAUUGUUUUUGAUCCUGUCUAUGACACUUUUAUUCUUAUGGAAAAGAUAUCAGCCAUACAAAGUCAUACAAAAGAAGUUACAGAGCAGCCCUGAUGCAGAUUACCGAAAAACACAGACAUUUUCAGGGCAUGAAAAUGCUCUGGAUGAUUUUGGAAUCUAUGAAUUUGUUGCUUUUCCAGACGCCACUGGUUGUUCCAGGGUUUCAAAUCAACCUGUUUCUGACUCUGACUUUAUCCCAAGGCAAGACAUAAAUAGUACAGUUUAUGAAGUUAUUCGACAUAUUCCUGAGCAAGACCAUCAAGAGUAA
This is a messenger RNA of Gavialis gangeticus (Gharial), 1383 nucleotides long. It is a transcript of the gene HEPACAM2, whose product is annotated as HEPACAM family member 2. The record is from RefSeq and is a predicted model, not a curated record. The coding region runs from base 1 to 1383 and encodes 460 amino acids. NCBI's taxonomy places the organism in Eukaryota, Metazoa, Chordata, Crocodylia, Gavialidae. The transcript has 9 exons.